This is a messenger RNA of Clavispora lusitaniae ATCC 42720, 1320 nucleotides long. RefSeq names its product CRAL-TRIO domain-containing protein. The record is from RefSeq and is a predicted model, not a curated record. NCBI's taxonomy places the organism in Eukaryota, Fungi, Ascomycota, Pichiomycetes, Serinales, Metschnikowiaceae.
AUGCCUACCGAAAGCGUCAAGCCUGACAGAAUAUGGUCGCUUGCGCCAGAACAUGAGAUUGUCCUCAAGCAAACAUGGGCAAUCAUAUUGAAGCAUUUUGGAUAUGACUUGGACAAUCUCUCCUUCCAUGAUCUUGAGCUUAAAUCCAACUUCGUUGCAUCUAAAAGCAAGAACGCUCUUCCUAUCAUUCCAAAAACAUCUGAUCCAGGCGAUGUGCCCGAACCUUCGAAACGCACAGUGGAAACAUAUCACUCAUUGUCGGGAAAAACAGCCGAUGAACUUACAGGCGAGUUUGAUAAGUCCGCAAAAGCUGUUUCAAAGGAGCAUUACCACCAUUUUAGCAAAUUCGAUGACGUGGAGAUGCACCAGGCUUUCUUCAGCUCCGUUAGAAAUGAUUCUCCCGACAAUGACUUGCUCCGUUUUGUUAGAGCCAGAAAGUUUAAAGUGCACCAUAUUGUAGAAAUGGCUGCCAAGUGUUGGGAGUGGAGAGCCACGACUCAUAACGUCAACAAGUGGUUUUACGAGGGAGACGCUCAGGUUUUUUUUUCGGGUAAGAAGCCCGAGUUCAUCAAGGCUUUCGAGUUGGAAAAAGCCUAUAUGAGAGGUGAGGAUUAUUCCGGGGGCCCUGUGGCUGUUAUCCGGGUCAAGAAGCACUUUGGCCAUGACUGCCCGGAAAAGGACUUUGAAAGAUUCAUCUGUGUGUUCAUUGAAUGGAGUCGAUUGCGCAUGAGAAACUACGAAAUUGGAAAUGACGGAGCUAACAUUCUUUUUGAUAUGACUGGUUUUUCCUUGAAGAAUGCGGAUAUGAAUGCUGUAAAGUUUUUGGUCAAGCAAUUCGAGGCAAACUACCCAGAGUCAUUGAACGCGAUAUGGGUUCACAAAGCUCCUUGGAUUUUCAAUGCUGUCUGGAAGAUCAUUAAGGGCUGGUUGGAUCCUGUUGUUGCCUCGAAAAUUCAUUUCACCAAAUCUGCUCAAGACUUAGAGAAGUUUCUUGACAAGAAGUACAUUCCUAAAAACCUCGGUGGCUCUGACUCUUAUGAACCUAAGUAUGUACCCCCAACGAAAGAGAACAGCAGCACCCGUCCUAAAGAUGACACAUAUGUGAAGUUGAUGGAACAACGCAAGAAAUUGAUGCUUUCAUUUAUUGAGACAACCAUUUUGUGGAUCCAGGCAAAGACAACAGAGGAGUCCACAAAGUAUUUGAACAGUAAAAUCGACUUGGGAGCAAAAUUAGGCUUAAAUUACAAAGCAUUGGAUCCUUAUGUGCGUUAUAGGGGAGCGUUUGACAGGGACGGUUCUCUAGGAGAGAUUGGUAUUUAG